AUGGCCACCGGUAUAUGGUAUUGCUUUAUGAUGACAACAGCUGUGGUACAUUCCCGUGUUAUUCGUUCUGAACGAUCAACAUCGAGCAUACCUUAUGGUCUCAACUCUCCAUGUGGACCUAGCAUUAGUGGAGCUCCCCUCCCCUCCAUUCGAAUCAAUCAAUUAAAGAGAGAUGACAUCAUACCUCAUGUUGAGGGAGCGCAAAGGAUUACGGAUCAGCUCCGUGAACAUUAUGAUGGGAUUCCACCGCCCGAUGUAUAUUCUGAGGAAGUUGUAGGACUGCCUGGACCACAAGAUAUAUCUACCUACAGAAAUGUAACUGUUGAUUACACCGUCGUUUCUCACCUUCUAGUCUUCGUUGACAUAGUGUGUAAUGACGACGGACCUGUCCUCUGGCAGAGACUCCGCUCCAGAAUACUCCAUAUUCUCUGUGGUAUGUACAGGACAAUGGUUAAUGUAAAGCAUAUCUCAGAGGAUAUCACACUUCCGUGCGUCGUGGAGGCAUCUUGUGGUAGUCCACGCUCGAGCUUUGCACGUAACAGGAGGAACUUUGUCAUAUUUAGUGCCGUACGUGACGUGUUAAUUCGUUUGCAUGAGACAUACAGUGCCUUACCAGGACAAUAG
Messenger RNA from Ylistrum balloti, 624 nucleotides. RefSeq lists its product as uncharacterized. Bases 1 to 624 code for a protein of 207 amino acids. The transcript is spliced from 4 exons. NCBI's taxonomy places the organism in Eukaryota, Metazoa, Mollusca, Bivalvia, Pectinida, Pectinidae. The record is from RefSeq and is a predicted model, not a curated record.